This is a messenger RNA of Klebsormidium nitens, 2058 nucleotides long. The record is from the annotation of a GenBank genome assembly. Lineage: Eukaryota; Viridiplantae; Streptophyta; Klebsormidiophyceae; Klebsormidiales; Klebsormidiaceae.
UUCAGCCCAAAACGGACCCCCCGAGGAGAAAAGCAACAGGUUGUGCAAUUGCCUAGCUGGAUCCUGCCCUGACUCCGAGGAAGAAAAUAAACGCAGGAAAUGGAGGAUGGCGGGCUAAAGCAGCUGACAUCAACACGCGUAGAGUAGGCGUAGCAAUUGCAGCGCGGAGGUUUCCUGCUUAUUGGAUGCAUCCUGCGAGCCCGGGGGUCAUGACUGUGGAGGAACAUCUUGCAGGUGUUGUUUGCAAUGUAAAGUAGGCGCUGAAGCUAGGGAGGAAAAAGGACAAGCAGGGGUUUACCAGUUGCGAUGUUCCAUUCAGCAAAGGGCUCCAUUUCUGAAAUUGAAACAACUUUAUAGAGCUGCAGCGCAAGCACACCGAUGCACACCAGUGACACGCGCGCGCUUGCACGAGGGACUAGGUAGGCGAGCAAGCAAGAGACAAGAAUGCAAGGGGAGCCGGAGAUAUGCCGGGACUUCCGCAAGGGUGUUUGCUUUCGGGUGAACUGCCGAUAUGCGCACAUCAAUGCCGAUGGGACCCCGGGGACGCCAAACGACCAGCCUGUGUGCCGCGACUUCGAGAAUGGGCGCUGCUUCCGGAGCAACUGCCGCUUCUUCCACCGGUCGGCGCCAGAGCUCUUGGCAGCCAACCUGGCCAACUCGAAGCGACAAGGGGAGCCCUCCCCGCACGACCUCCUUGAUCGCUUCGGCCCCCUCGGCAUGAAUCACCCAGACUUCCCUUCGUACCCUUUGGGGGGAAACGAUCUGAGCCCUUCGGGGGAGUUCUCUCGUGACGCACGCGCCCUGCUGGCACGCGAACUGGCCAAGCGAGAGCUCGCCAUCAGCAACCGCAUGCUCGAGCUCUCCCUCGCAGAGCGCGCGCUUCUGGAGCUGAGCAUUCGGGAGCGGCGGCAGGCGCUCGGCCGCUUGGACCCGGGACUGUUCCAAAGCCUCGGCCGGCGGGACAGUGUGCCCGUCCCCGGGUUCCACGACCUGGCGCAAAUGGGGGUGCGCCCUAGCCCCACGCUGCCAUCCGCUUUGAACCGCACGCGCUCGGUGCCCGUGCAAGGAUUCCAAGACUUACGGGGCGUGGCGCCACAGCGGCACACUGAUGUCAUUCCGGGGCCCCGGCUGGAUCGGCGAGGCAGCGGCCCGGGGCAGGGGAUGGACAUGGACGGGGGGGAGCAGGAGGGGUCGCGAGAGGGGGGGGGCUUUGGCUGGCAGCCCCCUGGGGCGAGCGAGCGCGGCGAGUUCCCCCCUGGGAUGGGGAACCCCCCCCUGGGGCGCUCGACGAGCGAGACGGUGCAGCACUUGCAGGAGAUGCGGCGGGCGGCGGACAGCUUGCUACUCGACCUGGAAAGAGCGCGCCGCAAGGAGAGCCUGUCAGUGCCCGGGUCUCCGGAACUGGUCGGGGGGGACCGGGCCCCUCAGUUGGAACUGGACCCUCGGAUCCUGAAUCGAGCAGGGGGGGCCAGGGGACCAGGUGUGAGCACGGAGGAGGCUCAUACCGAGGGGGCGGCCUUCCAAGCCCUGGAGCGGUAUGCUUCGCUGAGGUCAGCGACGAAGACGCCGGAGGUGCAGGGGCAGGCACCUGCUCCUCUGCAAAAGUAUGCGAGCGAGCCACUCGGGAGGGGGGGUGGCACAAAGCAAGAGCUCGAGGGGCGCAAGUCGCCGCAGGCGGUCAGCGAUCCACGCAAGUCCCCCGAGCCGAUGUCUGACGAUGGGAGGAUGUACGGGGGUGUGCGGGAAGGUGAUGAAAACCCUAGCAUGCAUGGCAGCGAGCGGGAUGGGCAGGGGGGGCUGCUGAGCCCUGAGGAAGGAGACCCCCGGAAAAGCAGAUCACUCCAGGCGUCCCCCGAGACAAACGCUGUCGGGAGUCAGGGCUUCUCCGGAUUUGGGCGGGCCCCUAACGGGCUGACGUCUCAGGGCUUGCAGGGCAUGAAUACAAAUGUCGUGGGGGGGGGGAUGACAGGCCAGGAGUUGCGGCGCGCAGGGAAGGCGGCGGUCGGCCCCCCCGGAACCGGGCCGUCCGACGUCGCGUUCGAGUCGGGAGGCGAGUAG